AUGUCCUGGAAUCGGCCUCAGCUGAAGAGCGGCGUCGAUCUGCAGCUGCAGACCGCCUUCAACGACGGACAAUGGGCCAACGUCAUUCGUCUCGCCGAGAAGCGAUUCCGGACCUUCAACGACCCCUACUAUGAGGUCGUGAAAAUCGUCGCAGAGAGCCAUCUAGAGUCGCCCCUUGAAAAGGCUGCGCCUCUGAUUACCCUGGAGAAGCUAGUCAAGGAUGCAUCCGCCGUGAGAGAUGCCGACUCGCUUGAGUUGUUGGAAUGGGCGUCCGAGGGACUGCUUGAGGACCAUGAGUUUUCUGAAACCUUUGGGCCCCUGAAGCUGCGUUACGUGAAGGCCAACCCGAAGGACAAGAACGGCGGAACGAGGUGUUUGGAGUCAUGUCUGCUGCACUGGGACCUCGUCAGCGCGCAACAAAUCAGCGAUCAAUGUCCGGCUGGAAAAAAGCAGCUCUACGGCAUGCUCGCCCUUAAGCAGAUGCAGCGCGCGGCGCAGUUUGCAGAGCAGCAUAGUGGCGCGGAGAAGAACGGCAACGUCCCUGAUCGAGCCAUCAAGACUGAAGAGGAGAUCCUCCUUUUCUAUCGCAUCAUGGAGGCUCAUGCAUCGGAUGCCGAGUGGGAUGCCGCCCUCAAGGGCCCUACGCUCAACCCCGUAUACCAACUCAAGUCAGGCCGCAAGGACCUGUUUCUCCAGACAAUUGAAGUUUUUGAGCGAAAGGAGAAGUGGAAGACAGUAUACGACCUUUGCAAGGCGUGCCUGUCAAUGACCGACGACAAGGGGCAGCUGAGUCUGUUGGCAUGCGACUGGGCUGUGUGGAAGAAGUUCCUUAAUGCUGCGGGCAGGAUAGGAGAGUCUGCGCAAGAAGUCUCUACCGAGGUGUCCUCGCUCAUCGAUCGUUUCCUUGCACAGGAAAACAUACGAUCUAUUUACAAGCGCAACAUCUACCUGGCUAGGGUAGAAGCCGCCUUUCAAUUCGCGCAGCCUAACUCGGCCACUGAUGGAAAUUCCAGCGAGUUCGAGCAGCUAUGCCGCUACAUUGACGUUGAAUCCGUAUCACCCGCCUGCUUCGAAGAUGUCAAGGGUUUCGCCGAACGCCUUUCGCCCCAGGAGAUCAAGGAGCUCGCCUACGAGUAUGUACCACGCUUGGCAAAGGAAACUGAAGACGCUUCGAAGUCAGCAGCUGUACGAACGCUGGCUUUCAAACUGCAGUAUCUCGGCCUGUCCUCAUCAAAGACGAUUGUCCCUGUUCCCAACGACGACCCGAAGAAGGCAAAUGACUGGAAGUGCAUAGUCUGCUCUACUUCCAAUAAGUCAUCAUCCUGCACCGCCUGCUUGAAGACGCUUCUGGAGUCGGCGCUCUCUCUGUACUCCUCCCUCAUCAACUCCUCCGAAAUCAGCCAAACGCUGGACUGCAUACCAGAACUCGCCAUCCUGGCGGCCACUUGCCUCGUCAGGCUGAGCGGCAUGCACGAGCGCGGCAUCGAUAACCCCACUUCCCUCUCCAAGACUAGCCGACAAGAUCGCCUCCUCCAAGCGGCCCUCAUCAUCGAGGAUCAGCUCACCAGAACCCCAAAGCACACCAGGCUAACACUCGUGCUGGUUCGCAUCUACCUCGUCCUCGGCUGUGCGUCGCGGGCGAGAGAGGUUUGGGACACGGCGGACGUGAAGCGCACAAUCAUUGACUCCCUCGGCCCGUACUUCUUCGACCGCCUGUCGACCGUCGCCCCGACGCUGGUCCUGCCGCCCAACAGCCCCGGAAGGGCCCUGAUGCAAGGGCUGAAGGCUCACUACCAGACAUCCCUGAAGCUGAGAAUGCCCAGGAGACUGGCCGAUGCCUUCGACUCGGAGAGCUACACUGCGAUCCUCGACAUUCCCGGCUACAUUGAGCGUCUGCGUAGAAGCUGUACCCUCGUUAUGGGGUACGUGGAGGAGUCGAGAGCUGGGCGAGCCCUGGAUGUUCGCAGCGAUUCCAUCUUUGACGAGCCUGCGGUUGAGGAGAUUGUCGACGAGACCGUCCUAAGAGACAUUAUCGACUACGGAUCCGUGCCUAACCUGGAAUCAUCGACCAGCAGGCCAAUCUGGGACGUCCUGCGCCUCGGGCCCGAUCCAUCGAACAUCCGCUCCCACCUCGCCCUCAGCGCAGAGUCCUUCUUCGACCUCCUAUCAUACAAGGCCCCGUCCUCGUACAAGGUCACCAACGCCGCGCAAGCCGCCGCCGCAGAACAGACCUACAUCCUCGAGUCCCUGCAACGCCUCAACACCUCCAUGAGCAGGUUCCUCCACGCCCGCGGCACGCACCUCACCCAGCAGGAGGAAAUGUACUACGACAUCAUCUCCCUCCUCACCUCCCUGAUCGCCCUCGCCGUCUCCGCCAGCCGCACCCCGCCGCCUCCGGAGCUGCUCUCCAGCAUCGCCUCCGCCGUCAAAUCCGGCCUGGACGUCCUCCGCGCGCAGGCCCUUGCCGGGACGGCGGAUGAGUCCCAGGUGCUGCUGAUGCUCGGCUCCCUCCACGGCCUCUUCGUGCUCCGCGACGCCGCCGCGGCCGUGAAGCUCGCGACGUCGUACAUCGUGGCGUUCAACGAGCGCGAGAAGGAGCGGGACCGCUCCGGACAGAGCAACAUCCCCAAGGACGUGAUGGCGCAUGUGAAGACGCUGGAGGCAGCGGCGGCCACGGCGUUGAAGGAGGGCAAGGCGCGCGUGGCGUUCUUGAAGAAGGAGAGCGAUUCUUUGGGCGCGCGCCUGGGGAGGUGGACCUUUGAGGCUGAGGACGGCGACAAGCUGGCUCAGCAGAUCCGCGAGGUCGCCGGCAUACACGUCGGCGUGUGGACGCAAAAGGUCGCCGACAGCUGGCGGACGAAUGUCAAGGGAUGGGAGAUGGUGCAGUGGGAGUGA
Messenger RNA from Colletotrichum chrysophilum, 2895 nucleotides. RefSeq lists its product as uncharacterized. Lineage: Eukaryota; Fungi; Ascomycota; Sordariomycetes; Glomerellales; Glomerellaceae. Gene Ontology annotation, cellular component: cytoplasm; NatB complex. Gene Ontology annotation, biological process: N-terminal peptidyl-methionine acetylation. Gene Ontology annotation, molecular function: protein-N-terminal amino-acid acetyltransferase activity. The transcript is spliced from 7 exons. The record is from RefSeq and is a predicted model, not a curated record. The coding region runs from base 1 to 2895 and encodes 964 amino acids.